GGGGCGGUAGGAACCUGGAAGUCUGGCGGUGCGACCUCGUGUCUCGCCGCUGAGGAAGAAUCGCGGAAGAAGGGAAAGGUUCCUGACGGUUAACCAGCUAACUAAGAAAACUAUCUGUCUAACCAGCGGGUUAACCAGCUCACAGGUUGGAUAGAGACCGGGACCGAAGCAUCAAGAUGACAGCCGCACCUUACAACUACUCCUACAUCUUUAAAUACAUCAUCAUCGGUGAUAUGGGAGUAGGGAAGUCUUGUCUGCUGCACCAGUUCACAGAGAAGAAAUUCAUGGCAGACUGUCCCCACACCAUUGGCGUGGAGUUUGGGACGAGGAUCAUGGAGGUCCACGGUCAGAAGGUGAAGCUGCAGAUCUGGGACACGGCCGGUCAGGAGCGGUUCAGAGCCGUCACCAGGUCUUACUACCGAGGGGCCGCCGGCGCCCUCAUGGUCUAUGACAUCACCAGGAGAAGUACUUAUAAUCACCUGAGCAGCUGGUUGACAGACGCCAGGAACCUGACCAACCCAAACACAGUGAUCAUUCUGAUUGGUAACAAAGCCGAUCUCGAAGCUCAGAGAGACGUGACGUAUGAGGAGGCCAAACAGUUUGCCGAGGAGAACGGUUUGCUGUUUUUAGAGGCCAGCGCGAAGACUGGGGAGAACGUGGAGGAGGCCUUCCUGGAGGCAGCAAAGAGGAUCUACCAGAACAUCCAAGAUGGCAGUCUGGACCUGAACGCCGCUGAGUCAGGAGUUCAGCACAAACCCUCAGCGCCACAGGGAGGCCGCCUCAACGCCGACAGCCAGCCGGCUAAAGAGGGCUGCAGCUGCUAACCACAGACGGAAACCACAGAUCCAUCAACUGGACGGACGGACGGAGACAAAUACGUGCACAGAGAUCCCCUCUUCUCCAGGCACUAACAUCCAUCUUCUGUCCAGAGAGCAUCAGGCAAGAUUUAGCUGAAUCAUAUUUACAAUAGCCACAGUUUGGUACCCAAGUCAACAAUCCUCCACCCAGAGAAAUAUUUACCAGACUAUAAAAUCAAAUACCCUCAAACAGUUGGACAAUUUGUUGGACAUUUCCUGAAUUGAGGCCAUCGUAGACCCUAAAAUAAAUCAUUUUCUGCACACAUUGAAUCCCUCAACAUAAAUUCCUGGAUCACACUGGGUUUCCUUCCAACACACCCGAUUUGUAAGAGUCUGAACUGUCUUCAGCCCACAUCCACACACACGUGGACCAAACGUCCAAACCAAGACUGUCACUUCCCUCCACACUUCACCUCCUCCAAGUCUGGAGUUUUAGUGGCUCACUUUA
This is a messenger RNA of Paralichthys olivaceus (Japanese flounder), 1305 nucleotides long. RefSeq names its product ras-related protein Rab-14-like. Gene Ontology annotation, biological process: defense response to bacterium; phagosome maturation; endocytic recycling. Gene Ontology annotation, molecular function: GTPase activity; GTP binding. Gene Ontology annotation, cellular component: recycling endosome; Golgi apparatus; phagocytic vesicle. Lineage: Eukaryota; Metazoa; Chordata; Actinopteri; Pleuronectiformes; Paralichthyidae. The record is from RefSeq and is a predicted model, not a curated record.